GUUCGGUUCCCGCGCCACUGCUUGGAGACAAACACGCAGCGCUUGGCCAAUCGUUGACGAUUGGCCCACUGCUGGGCACCAUUUGACCAUGGCUGACAUUGAAGAUCUAAAGUUGGAAUGUCGUGACAUCCCCUCAGCCAGCGACCGUGGCUCGUCCUCGGACUCGGAUGACUCAGGGAGUUCCUCCGGCUCGUCCUCGUCGUCCGGAAGCAGGCGGCAGGGCAACAAACGCCGCAUGAGAUCCCGAGAGAGGCAGCGCAAGCGGGCGCCACCGCGCAAGACGUGUCGCCACAGGAGCGGUUCCUCUUCCUUGGAACGUCCGCCAGGCAACUGGCGCGGCCGCGCCCGUUCCGAAGACUUCCGCCGUUCCAAGAGCCGCGACACGCCGUCGCCCCGGCGCUGUUCGCCCCGGCGCUGCUCGCCCCGGCGCGGCUCCCCGCGGCGCCGGACGCCGGAGCGCCACAAGCGCGAUCGUUACGAUCGCCGCAUGCCCGAAGACCGCCACAGAUUCGACGACCGCCGCGGCUUCAGCCGCGACCGCGACCUGGGCUACGGCCGCCCGCGCUCGCCGCUGCGGCGGCGCCCCCGCAGCGACUCACCACGACGCUUUCGACAGCGGCAGCGGGAUGUGAGGGAUCCACCACCCAGCGAUAAGCCCCGACGUUUCGGCAUGAAAGUAAUGGAGGAGGAUCGUCAUGUAGCCGCCCGAAACCCUCCUCUGAUCAUCUCAUGCUCGCGUCGAACCGAUGUGCCCUGGGGAUUCUUGCGGCAGUACCUCAAUGGCUUUGAAGAUGGUUUCAUGUACAUCGCCUCCGGUCCUCGCAAGAACCCGGUGGUUCGCGCGGUAUGCGUGCAGCCCUACAAUCCUCAGACGGGCAAAGGAGUGAUGUGCAUUAGUUGGUGGUCGAAGAACUACAAGAAGUGGAUCCAAGCAUGGCAGAAACCGGACAGCGUGCUGCACCGUUAUCCCGUGCACCUCUUCAACUACACCGUGAACUCUGAGAACUUAGCCCUGGAGCCGGGGGUGGACACCAGCUUGACGGAACGCUUGGGUCAACUGACUUUCCUGGUCCAAACCUUUGGCGCUCACGCGGUGUCUCCACGCUUUGAUCCCAUUGUGCACUACCGGAACCUGGUGGGUGGACCAAUCAUGGACAACAUGAAGGAUUUCGAGACCAUUGUGCGACACGUGGGCAGCCUGGGAGUGGAUCACAUCGUCUUCAGCUUUUGCCAAGCGUAUCCCAAGUCUGUACGCAACAUGCGACUCUCAGGGAUGGAGUUGGUGACAUUGAACCGCGCGGAGCAAUGUGCCGUGCUGGACAAGUUGAUGCCCAUCGCCCAUCGCUAUGGUGUGCAGAUGCGCUGCUGUGGAGAUAAGGGCAUCGUGGGAUAUCCGAUCACCAAAAGCGAGACAGAAGGCUUAGUGGCCGCUGCACAGCGCGAGGAACAGAAGAUGCAGGGAGCCAACUUCCCGGUGAUCGGACAAUCCAGGUGUGUGGACGCCCGCUUGGCUGACCGCAUAGCGCGAGAGAAGGGAUUGAAUGUUUUCAUGUCCUUGGCAAAGGACCUGCGUCAGCGCAAGGAUUGCGAAUGCACCAGGUCGACGGACAUCGGACAAUACACCCUGCAGUGCCCACAUGGCUGUGUUUAUUGCUAUGCCAAUCCAUUGAGAAGAAAGGGACAGAAUGAACCCCCGCAGGUCACAAAUCAGGCGCCGGUGGUGUCUCAUCAACAGCUGCCGCCACCGCCAAUGAUUCCGCAUAUGCCAGCACCGCAGUGCGCACCCACCGGCUACAUGCCACCACAUUACAUGCCCUCUAUGCCUGCAGUGGGGGUUCCCGGCAUGCCAAUGCCCAUGCCGAUGCCCCCACCGCCUGGGCACCCUGGUGCCCCUGCCAUGGCUGGUGGGGUACCGCCCCCUCCACCGCUGCCACAGCCCGGAGCCAAUGCCUCCGAAAUGAUGAUGAAUGCUUACAAGCUCAACUGGCCAGCGGGGUUGAUGACCUAUGCUUCUCACGAUCCAGGAGAGGUGCUCGCAAAAAUGGCAGAGUGCCAAACGAGACCAUGACAUGCCAUGGUUGGGAUGGAAAUCCAUCCUUUUGCAAGUGCUUGGUCUGGCAUUCAGACCCCCUGUUUUUUUCCCUCGAGGAAUGUUCCUCGGAUGUUUCAAGAUGUUCCCAGGGCAGCCGAUGCAAGGGAGAUUCCACCUAGCGCCGAUGACGGGCUUUAAAGCAUCCAGUUUUGAAGGGUUAGUUUUUUGUUGUUCU
This is a messenger RNA of Cladocopium goreaui, 2267 nucleotides long. The record is from the annotation of a GenBank genome assembly. NCBI's taxonomy places the organism in Eukaryota, Dinophyceae, Suessiales, Symbiodiniaceae.